Exophiala spinifera is the source of this 810-nucleotide messenger RNA. RefSeq lists its product as uncharacterized. The transcript has a single exon. The record is from RefSeq and is a predicted model, not a curated record. Bases 1 to 810 code for a protein of 269 amino acids. Lineage: Eukaryota; Fungi; Ascomycota; Eurotiomycetes; Chaetothyriales; Herpotrichiellaceae.
AUGGCCUUUGGUGGCGCCCUCCUCCGCUUCGGCCAGACCGGCCUGCGCAUCCUCGAAUUCGCAUGCGCGGCCAUCGCCCUCGGCAUCUACAGCUACUUCCUCGCGGUGCUGUCGAACCACAACAUGAGGAUCCCGACGUGGGAAAAGGCGGUCGAAGGCAUGUCGGGCGCGGCGUGCCUGUACCUGAUCUUCUGCAUCCUGCUGACCCUCUUCCUCGGCGCGAUCCGGUUCUUCGCCUUCAUCGCCAUCGUGCUCGACGUCUGCUUCGUCGGCUGCUUCGCCGCCAUCGCGUACUACACGCGCCACGGCGCCAACUCGUGCCGGGGCUUCGUCAACACCCCGCUCGGCCGGGGCAUCGACAACCAGUCCGCCCCCGGCGCCGGCGACUGGGGCUACGUGUGCAGCCUGAACACGGCCGUGUUCGCCGUGUCGCUGGUCAACGUCUUCCUCUUCCUCAUCACCGCCGUCGUGCAGUUCCUCCUCGCCCGCCACCACCAGAAGGAGAAGCGCUUCGGCCCCAGCCCCAGCAACAACUACACCAGUGGCACCGGCCGCCGACCAUUCUGGCGCCGAAACCGCAACAAGGACCUCCCCCGCGGCACUCGCGACGCCGAGAUGGCCUCCGCUGGCGCCGUCGCCGCCGACCCCACUCACACCAACAACUACCACCACGGAACGACUGUCAGACCCAGCCACGAGACCGGCAUGACGGGAUCGACCGUGAACAACGGCGGCAGUUACCCUCUCGCCACGGAGCCCAAGUACGGUCAACCCGGUUACGGCAACACUACACACGGCACGAACUAUUAG